AUGCGCUUCCACCUGACUCUUCUGGCCUUGUUGCCUGCCCUGACGGCCUCGUUCCCUUUUCUCCGACAGCGCAGGCAGACCGACAAUUCCUCGGAACCCCUCACUGACCUGGGCGUCAUACAGCAGUAUUGGGGCCAGAUGACACCCUAUGCAGAUAAUGCGGAGGACUUUUUCGGGGUGAGCGAUGUUGGCUUGCCAGAUGGUUGUCAGGUCGAACAAGUGCAUCUCCUGCAACGACAUGGAGCUCGGUUUCCCACAGGUUUCUUUGACGAUGGGGCCAACGACGAGAACUUUGGAGCCAAAACCUUCAAUUGGACGCAAGCGAAUUCUUCUGAACUAUUCACCGGUCCCCUUAGCUUUUUGAACACGUACCAGUACUCGAUGGGUGAAAGCUACCUUGUGGGGAUCGGAGCCUCUCAGCUCUUCCAGUCUGGGGUGACCUUCUGGCAGAGAUAUGGCCGAACAUUGUUCAAUGCAUCCAGUGGUCAACUCGCCUACAACGCUAGCUUCCCCAAUGGCACCGCGAGACCCAAGCCGGUCUUAAGGACCACAUCGCAGUCCCGGAUUGAAAACACGCAGAUUAACUGGGCCCUCGGCUUCUUUGGGCCGUCGUACUUGGAAGAACCCAAUCCGACAAUAGCCAAUGCUACUCAUCCAUUCAACGUGGUGAUAAUUCCUGAAGGUGGAACGGAAAACAAUACCCUAGCAUCCUACGACAGCUGCACCAAUGAGGGCGAUGAGCCGGGAGGGAUCCUCGGGGAUCUGGAUCUGCUAUCGUACCUGCCGUUGUAUCUGUCCGAUGCGCGUGAUCGGUUGGCAGACUAUGUGCCAGCAGGAUACAAUCUGACCAUCAACGACACCUAUGCCAUGCAGAGCAUUUGUGCCUACGAGACCAACUAUCUGGGUCAAUCCGACUUCUGCACACUUUUCACUGAGAAUGAAUGGGCUGGGUUCGAGUCGACUCUCGAUCAGGAGUAUUUCUAUGACUACUCUUACGGCAGUCCGACCGGUCGAGCCCAGGGGAUUGGCUACCUCCAGGAACUUCUGGCCCGACUGGAGCACCAGUUGAUUACCUCGUCGAACUCGAGCGUGAACAGUAGCAUCACCAACAAUACUCGAGAUUUCCCACUCGGUCAGAAACUUUAUGCCGACUUCUCCCACGACGACAUCCUGAUUUCAGUCCUGACGGCCGCCUCGGUUGAUUACUUCCGAGACCCGCCUUCGCUCACGGACUACCCCCCUGACCCAAACCGACACUUUAUUCUGUCACAUCUGACGCCUUUCGCAGCUCGGUUGGUUACAGAAGUGGUCGGAUGUAACAGCGGAAGCCCGACUGCGCACUCUGCCCGGACACAAUACUAUCCUACUCAGUACGGGUAUGAUGCGAGUAAUGCCACGCACAAGUUCUUGCGUAUGCGACUGAACAACGGGAUCCUGCCUCUGUCCACUAUCCGCGGCGGCUACUGUGGGAAUAGGACCGAUGGGAUGUGUCCGCUGAACUCAUUCAUCAAGAGUCAAGCCGGAGCCUUCGACCUGAGCAAUUAUCAGUACGCCUGUUUCGGAAACUACACGGUUGACUAUCCCAACAACGGUACAGACUAUGACGGGACGAUCUUCAGUGGCGACGACACUUCGUAG
Molecule: messenger RNA, 1638 nt
Organism: Capronia coronata CBS 617.96
Lineage: Eukaryota; Fungi; Ascomycota; Eurotiomycetes; Chaetothyriales; Herpotrichiellaceae
Exons: 2
Coding region: 1-1638 (545 amino acids)
Molecular function (GO): acid phosphatase activity
Source: RefSeq, a predicted model, not a curated record